AUGUCGCCUCCUGCCAGCGUCACCAUCACCCAGCUCGAGCCUGUCAUCUUCCUGCGCGGGCAGUCGUCGUCGGGCGAAGAUGCACGCGGACGCAGACGCCCCGUCAACUUCGAUGCGCCACCCUCCCAGCUUCGCGCACUCGUCAUGGUCCAUCUGCCCAAGCCAUCCAAGAUCAAGGAAAUCUCCAUCUCGCUCAAGGGCACCGCCAGGACCGACUGGCCCGAGGGCAUCGGCCCCAACCGCGUCGAGAUGGUCGAGGAGAUGACCAUCUUUCAACACAGCAUCAGCCUCUUCAACGCAAAGGACGCCAACGACUCGGUGCCACGCGCUCGUCCCAGAAGCAACUCGGUCGGUCCAGGCAUCGGUCUCCAGGAAGAUGUCGAUUGGGACUACGCCGCGGCCGCCGCCAGUGCAAGAACUUCCGCCAGGCAGCCUUCGGGCAGCGUGCCGCGCCCUAUCAAUACUACCGGCCGCAGAGACGAAGAAGGUUCCAAGAACUCAGGCAGUCAAGGCCAAUCGGGCUCCAAUCUCGCUCGUCAGAUUGCCCUCGGUGCGGCCAAGGCGGGCUCCGCCAUUAUCCCGCCCACGCUGCGCCCGGACUUGAGUCACAUGAAGCUUCGAGACUCGCCCACCAGUCCCUCCCACCUUCGCCCCCCGGCCCGUCCUCCGCUGCAACGCACCGGCUCCGGCACUACCUCCUGGACCUCCGAGCAGACCAGCCCCGAUCUCGAGGCAACUUCGCCGCGUCUGUCUCCCACGGCCAACUUUUCGGGGUCCUGGACGCGAAGCGGACCCUCUACGAACGGCUCAGCAACAUCACCGCAGGACCUGUCCCGAUGGCACGACUACUUUGAGUCGCAGGGCUACGAGCGUCCUCCGCUUUAUGCGCCUCGAUCGGCUCCACUCCAGGGCUACGACAGCUGGCCUACCGAGCUGCCUUCGGACGCUUCGGCGACCGCGCCCCAGGUCGCUGGCCCUGACAGUCAAGCUGCCUCGUCGCUUGGCAGCGUCUCGUCGAGCGCCGCACCGAGCACCAGCACAACGCCUCUUGACCGCAGCGCUGCCAAUUCGGCUCAGGGGCUCGCGCGCCUCAACGCCGCCCUGACUGCUGUAGCACAGCCUCGGUCCAAACCCGGCGCAGCCGUGCACUCGGCUUCGCCUCCGUCUACAGCGCCGGGCAGGAGCAUUCUCCACACCCAGUCGCCAAGCGCACCUCGCUCCAAAGAGCAGACGGUGCGCUUUGAUCCGCAAUCUCGCGUCGACAAUGCGGCGGCAGCGGCCAGCAACGCAUCCAACAACAAAGCGAGCGGUACGCGCAGCAAUCCGUCGAGCCGAAGAAGCUCGAUGGAGCUGGACAAGAACAGCCUCAAGGGCAAGUCAAGCAGCAAGGCUGGUCAUGAUACCAAAGGCAAGAAGCCGGGUCUCAAGAACCUCAUCAACGGCCUGCUGAAGGAGCCCGCGGCUGAUUCCAAGACGCCAAGCGAAGAGCCAGCUCUGUCGGACUCCAAGGAGUUCAAGAAGGGCACCUAUACGUACCCGAUUAGCAUCUCGCUGCCGUCCAACUUGCCUCCCACGCUGCACGCCGACUUCGGCUUCAAUCGAUACAUCCUGCGUGCGCACGUGGUGCGCUCGGGUGCGCUGACGCCCAACCUUGUCGCCGAGCGCGAGGUGACGCUCAUCCAUGCGCCGGACGAAGACGCGCUCGAAGAGACGGACGCGAUCGUAGUCGAGCGAUGCUGGGAGGAUCUGCUGUCGUACAUGGUUGUCCUCAGCGGCAAGAGCUUCCCCGUGGGCCAAAAGAUCCCGUUGUGGCUCAAGUUUGUGCCUCUGGGCAAGGUGAAGAUCUAUCGGAUCCUGGCCACGCUCGAGGAGCGCACCGACUACUUUGCCAAAGGAAGACGCGUGGCGAGGCACGAGGUGCCGCGAAAGUGGACGUUGCUCAAGAUCGGCCACACGUCAAGCGCCGAGCCCAUCCUGCCCGUCGUGUCGGACAGCGCAGACGCUUUGGACAAGAGUCCGCUGGCCCCGCUCGCACGUGCUGCUGCAAACGAGGAUGAGGAUUCGGACGCGCUGGCGUCCAUCUUGGACCCUACGGGGCCUUGGGAGCUGGCGACCGAGCUGCCCAUCCCUGCGGGUGCGUCGACGCGUAUCAAUCUGAGCACCAACCACUCCAAGUCGAACAUCGCCGUGCACCAUCUGGUGCGGCUGUCGAUCCGCGUCGGUCGAUCGCAGGGCGAAUGGCAGGUGUGGAGCGAUGGUGCGGCCAACGCGAGCUCUUCGGCCAAGCCAGCACCGCAGCUGUACGACAUUAUCAUUGAGGCACCCAUCACACUCAACCACAGCCACACGGCGAGCGAAUGGACGGCGCUGCCCAACUACUGGAGCCUGCCUGCCGAGCCCGAGGAUGCGGACUCGGCGCGCGCGAGUCCCGAGAGAGAGUCGGCGCCCACACGACCAGCGCUGCCCUUGCCGGUGCUCACGAGCAGGACGGGCCUGGUGGGGCAAAGUCAUAGCACGACUCCCUCGCGUGCGGGGCCCGGAGGCGAAAACUCGCCGACCGGCUCGCCGCCCAUGUCUCGCAAUCCGACGCAACUUUCGCGACGCUGGCUUGCGCUCAGCGCAGACCAGAAUGCGCGAGACGGAUCGGCGUCAGCAGGUUCGAACGGUGGCUCGGUUCCUCCACCUGCGUACCAGGCCAACGCAAGGACCGGCGAAAGGACGGUGGCCUCGACGAGCAUGAGUCGGUCGCCUUCGACUGCCGAUACCAGCGAGGGUGCCGUGCGCGAUGCGACCGGUCCACCAGCGUCGACCCAGGCGGCAAACGCGGUCGGCAUGGCGCACUAA
Messenger RNA from Moesziomyces antarcticus, 2844 nucleotides. RefSeq lists its product as uncharacterized. The coding region runs from base 1 to 2844 and encodes 947 amino acids. Gene Ontology annotation, molecular function: ubiquitin protein ligase binding; protein-macromolecule adaptor activity. NCBI's taxonomy places the organism in Eukaryota, Fungi, Basidiomycota, Ustilaginomycetes, Ustilaginales, Ustilaginaceae. Gene Ontology annotation, cellular component: plasma membrane; cytoplasm; cytosol. The record is from RefSeq and is a predicted model, not a curated record. The transcript has a single exon. Gene Ontology annotation, biological process: ubiquitin-dependent endocytosis.